UUCAAUUUUUAUUCCCACCUCAUACAAAUCCUUUUAUAUUACAAAAAAGCGCCCUCCCAUUUUCUUUUCUUUCCAUUCGUUUGUUAGAUUCGCAGCAUUUUAAAGGGGGGAGAAAAACUAGGGUUAGGGUUUGAGAGAGAACGAAAAUGAGAGAAAUAAUUAGUAUUCACAUAGGGCAGGCUGGGAUCCAAGUGGGGAAUUCUUGCUGGGAAUUGUACUGCCUCGAGCAUGGGAUUCAGCCGGACGGGAUGAUGCCUAGUGAUACAUCGGUUGGUGUUGCCCAUGAUGCCUUCAAUACCUUCUUCAGCGAGACUGGUGCAGGCAAGCAUGUCCCAAGAGCUAUCUUUGUAGAUCUUGAGCCUACUGUCAUUGACGAAGUUAGAACUGGAACUUACCGCCAGCUCUUUCACCCUGAGCAGCUCAUCUCUGGCAAAGAAGACGCUGCCAACAACUUUGCUCGUGGACAUUACACUGUUGGGAAGGAGAUUGUAGAUCUGUGUCUCGAUCGCGUUAGAAAACUAGCAGACAAUUGCACUGGUUUGCAAGGAUUCUUGGUUUUCAAUGCUGUUGGUGGUGGUACUGGAUCUGGUUUAGGCUCCUUGCUGCUGGAAAGGCUUUCAGUUGAUUAUGGGAAAAAAUCGAAGCUUGGUUUUACCAUCUAUCCUUCACCUCAGGUUUCUACAGCAGUUGUGGAACCCUACAACAGUGUUCUUUCUACACACUCCUUGCUCGAACAUACAGACGUCUCAGUUCUUUUGGAUAAUGAGGCCAUAUACGACAUUUGCCGUAGAUCUCUAGACAUCGAAAGGCCAACUUACACCAAUUUGAACCGCUUGAUAUCUCAGAUCAUCUCCUCCUUGACCACUUCGCUUAGGUUUGAUGGCGCUAUCAAUGUUGAUAUAACAGAAUUCCAAACAAACCUUGUACCAUAUCCUAGGAUCCAUUUCAUGCUUUCCUCUUAUGCGCCUGUUAUCUCUGCUGAGAAAGCAUAUCAUGAGCAGCUUUCGGUUCCUGAAAUCACAAAUGCUGUCUUUGAGCCUUCAAGCAUGAUGGCAAAGUGUGACCCGAGACAUGGGAAGUACAUGGCCUGUUGUUUGAUGUAUCGUGGGGAUGUUGUGCCCAAGGAUGUUAAUGCAGCAGUUGCAACUAUUAAAACCAAGAGGACUGUCCAAUUCGUGGACUGGUGUCCGACUGGUUUCAAGUGUGGAAUCAACUAUCAGCCACCAACUGUGGUUCCUGGCGGUGAUCUCGCAAAGGUACAACGUGCUGUCUGCAUGAUCAGCAACAACACCGCGGUAGCCGAAGUGUUCUCACGUAUCGACCACAAGUUCGACCUCAUGUACGCAAAGCGCGCCUUUGUGCACUGGUACGUGGGUGAAGGUAUGGAAGAAGGGGAGUUCUCAGAGGCAAGAGAAGAUCUGGCUGCCCUUGAGAAGGACUAUGAAGAAGUUGGAGCAGAGGGUGCUGAUGAUGAUGGUGAAGAGGGAGAAGAUUACUAGAUUGUUGGGAGUUUUUCAGUUUGGGAUUUGCUUGUGGUCUCAUAUUAUUUUCCUCCUUUUUGUUGUUGAUCUGCAUUUUGUUAUAGUUCAUUGUUAACUUUUGUAAUGUUCUCGUGAAUUCAGAUGUUUGUUCUCCGAAGUUUCUGAUUGAAAGAUACUGGCUUAGUGCUUCUCGA
Molecule: messenger RNA, 1675 nt
Organism: Asparagus officinalis (garden asparagus)
Lineage: Eukaryota; Viridiplantae; Streptophyta; Magnoliopsida; Asparagales; Asparagaceae
Product: tubulin alpha-3 chain
Exons: 5
Coding region: 147-1499 (450 amino acids)
Biological process (GO): mitotic cell cycle; microtubule cytoskeleton organization
Cellular component (GO): cytoplasm; microtubule
Molecular function (GO): GTP binding; structural constituent of cytoskeleton
Source: RefSeq, a predicted model, not a curated record